AGGCAAUAAAGUUAGGUUAAAUAAUUAAUCUUGAAGAAUUAUAAACAAUUUUUCGCAAACCAUAACUGCAAACUAUCCGGAUCCGGCAAGGUUAGGUUAUUUUUCGCUUAGUAAUAUUUAGUAACUUGAAGGUUGGUCGCUUCAAUGUUAUUGUUUGCGGAAAAUCUCGGCGUUUAAAUACGUGUGCGACAAAAGAAGUCGCGCUUUUCGUUAGCGAAACCAAUAAUCGUUGAAACCACGGGAAACUUACCAAAACAGCUGAUAAAUGUCAACAUAUCACUGACACAAGUGAACAAGAAAUGACACGCAAGUAGUAACCAUCAUUUUUUACCAUCGGGGUUUUUGGAUCAAAUAACAUCUAUUAAAACGGAAAAAGGUUGUAAAAUGGCCGACUUACCAAUCGAGAUAACGGGCGAAAUGGAGCCGCCCGUUGAUUUAAAAAAAAGCGGUACAUUGCCCAGCUUUCUUCGUAUCCCUACGCAAAUUCCCGAUCCGAAGGAGUGGAUACAACAGCAAAGACAAAACGUAAGGCCUUGGUUAGUUUUCGCGCAAACCUCGAAUUUUAAGGUACCGGUUUCCGUGCCACGUUUGGGGAAAAGGAUAAUGAGAAACGUGGAAUAUUUCCAAGCGAACUACCUAUUCGUCUUUCUGGGGCUCGUGCUGUAUUGCCUAGUGACGUCUCCUUUGAUUCUGUUGGCGCUCGCUGGUACUUUUUACGCCGGUUUCAAACUCAAUCGGAGGCACCAACAACAGAAGAAACUGAUGGUGCUCGGCAAGGAACUGACACUGGCACAGCAGUAUGGGCUCGUCGGCCUGUGUUCGAUGCCGAUUUAUUAUUUCGUGGGCGCCCACGGGGCCAUGUUUUGGGUUCUGGGCGCUUCGGUGGUCAUCAUAACAUUGCACGCAGCGUUUUACGACAUAGAAGCUCUGAUCCCCAGAAGGGACGACGAGUUCCCGCUCUUAGAAGAGGUGUGAGCUGACCCAGGUGCGAAAUCUCAGUGACAAGUGUUUUUUGUGCAACAUAUUUUUGUAAUUUAACUUGGCAUAUGUUAAUACCAGGUGCUUCUAAUCCAUCCGCGUGACAUUUUAACUCCAGAGUUUGACGGGAUGCUUUUGUGGCCAGAGACUCUGACGAGGAAUAUUUUAAAGUACGAAAACCGCUUUUCCAACCAUAAUCUUGGUGUUUUGAAAUGUUUAAAGUUACAAAAAUUAAAGCGAGUUUUACUUUUAGAUAAUAAAUUACUCUUCCAUAAAUCAUUUGAAUUCACUUCCUACUUAAUUUUGAAUUAUUUAAAUUUAUUUUAAGUAGCGGGAAUUCAAAGAUACAAUAGCACUUAAAAGACAAACACUACUUCAAAUCAAGUUUGUUAAUCCAAAGGAUUGAAACAAUUCUAUCAAAACAGGACCAAUAUGUAUAAACUAAUGCAAUUUCGAAAUAGCUAUUCACUUGAAAAUCUUGUGAUCAAAUCUAGGCUGUUUAAAUGUUAUGUACCCAAAGGUUUGGAUUUGAGAGGGGUAAACUUCUAAUUAAAAUUGAGGGAGUUAGAGUUAGUUAAAGAAACACACCAUAAUUUCAAAAAAUCAUUAAAAAACUCUUAUAAACAUAUAAGCUGCCAUACUCUCUGCAGUCAGUCAUAUAAAGAUGAUCAGAUGUCGACAAAUCUGAUGAGCACAUAAGUCUUUAUUUUUAUUCUCAUAAAAAUACCUCUUCACGAUCGUAACACGCAAAUUUUGAUUCGGCAACUACUUCUUUCAUUCAGUAUGAAUUUGAAUUAUCUCGAGUUAGGUCAACGGAUCCAAAAGCAACUUUCAUACCUCAAAAUAUUCAAACUGACGACUGUCAAUUUUACAAAAGUAGGAAUUGACAGAUCGCGCUACCAAAUUAAUGUCACGCGAUAUGUCGAUAUUAACAUGUUUCCGUAUCGGGGAGUUUUUUUUUGUAAUUUUCCACUGGGGGGGCUUCGAUGUGCAUAUUGUAAAUACUAAACCGAUGUAAUAAAAAGAAUUCGAAAUUAGAGUUAUAGAAAAUAUCUUUAUUCUCAAGGCAUAUCAAACACAUCACUAGUUAAGCAAUGCUUCGACAUUUACUUAGUAGAGAUAAAUCAUAUUUUGUACAAUUCAACUAUACGAGAGAAACUCCAUAUUUACAAAGAAUAAAAAACAAAGAAAAAGGUCACUUGGAAUUUUUGUCGUUUGUUUUUUUUUUUUAGUUUUGGACCUUCGGCCACGCGAAUCGUCGGCCUCCGGAAAUUAUUUAAAAAAUAUCAACUUUUUUUUGUUUGAGAACUUUUUCCGCGAUCCGAUCUCUCAACAAGGAAAUUAUAAAUAAAAGUAACAAUGUACCGGGUAUCAACAAGCGACGCCGUCGACGACAGGCGUCGUAAUCACUUCCUCGGAACAACAUAAUAUCUUAAAACGAAAAUAUUAAGAUUUUUUUCCUUUUUACAAUAAAAGCGCUGCGAUACAGAGAUAUACAGGGCGGCCGGUUUAUUACGGCACCAUCAAAACGUCUGCCAUUCGUUUUCCGUUUGGUUUAAAUGGGACACCUCGUAACACAAUAA
Molecule: messenger RNA, 2561 nt
Organism: Cylas formicarius (sweet potato weevil)
Lineage: Eukaryota; Metazoa; Arthropoda; Insecta; Coleoptera; Brentidae
Product: prenylated Rab acceptor protein 1
Exons: 3
Coding region: 385-975 (196 amino acids)
Cellular component (GO): Golgi apparatus
Source: RefSeq, a predicted model, not a curated record